Naegleria lovaniensis is the source of this 834-nucleotide messenger RNA. RefSeq lists its product as uncharacterized. The record is from RefSeq and is a predicted model, not a curated record. Lineage: Eukaryota; Heterolobosea; Eutetramitea; Acrasida; Naegleriidae. The coding region runs from base 1 to 834 and encodes 277 amino acids. The transcript has a single exon.
AUGAUGCUCCCCGAUGACCAAAACCACAUCAACCACACUGUCACAGUAUUGGCAAAUCAAACAACAACUACUCCGGAGAAUAUCUCUCCAAUACCCACCUACGUUCAACAAUUGAGAGACAAACAUGCUUUUCAAAUCGAAUCUCUCAUCUCAAUAUUUGCGUGUCUCGUAUUCGUGUUAGCACAUUCAGCAUGGACCUUUUUGUACUUGCUGUUCGUUGGGUUCGCCUCUCCUAUUCCUGGUUUUAGUAGUGGUAUUCAACCUGAAAUAUUAAAACGUCACAAGUCAUAUUUGACGUAUGAUUUAAUCGUUGCAGGUUGUGAGUUGUUUAUGUUUGGUUGGUUCGUUGCAGCGUGUGUGAAAACAUUCAAGACGAAACCCAUUCCUAGCAAGUCUAAAUUUUUCAUUGUGAACAUUUUCAUGCAUUUUGUUCAUCUUGUUCUUUAUUUUUUUGCUUGUGUUGAUUUGGCUUUGAUUAUUGGAGAAUUCAAAACCAAUGGCUUAUAUAACUCUUGGGUGCAAGCGGCAUGUGCAUUGGGAUUUUUAGGAACUUUGUGGUGGGUUAUGAGCUUCGUUUUGAGUAUUUUGCAAUAUGAUUUUUGGAGUCGCAACGGUGUGGUCAUGACAUCUGGAAUGAUACAUGAAUUGAAUCAAGCUGCCAACGUCCAACCAGCUCAACAUGACGAUUACAUUUCGAUUCAUGAAGAAGAGGAACCACGAGAGACGCGAAAUGAACUAACCUUUGUAGAUAUGAACUCCUCUACGACAAGUGACAGAAAUUUGAAUGACGAACAUGUUGAUCACUACGAAGAUCGACCAAAGAUGAGUGCCUAA